Messenger RNA from Eurytemora carolleeae, 1482 nucleotides. Its product is annotated as protein amnionless. Lineage: Eukaryota; Metazoa; Arthropoda; Copepoda; Calanoida; Temoridae. Gene Ontology annotation, cellular component: endocytic vesicle; apical plasma membrane. The transcript is spliced from 10 exons. Gene Ontology annotation, biological process: intracellular protein localization; receptor-mediated endocytosis. The coding region runs from base 541 to 1482 and encodes 313 amino acids. The record is from RefSeq and is a predicted model, not a curated record.
UCUAUCUAGCUAUCUAUCAGCAUAUUCAAAUCUAUAAAUCCAAAUAGAGAUCCAUUUGUAACUUUAUAGCAACGACUAAAUGGUAUUCUUUACUUAUAGCUAAACUACGGUGAUUGUAAUUGCAAUUUGUUUGUUUAUAUAAAAUAAAAGUUACGAUGAGGUAUCAGGUUGCAAAGUGUUGAUAUUGGGUUCACACAACAGUAUGUAAACAAACAAACAUACAGCUAACUGACAGGCAGACAAACAACUAAUUGACAAAAGAUAAUCAAAUAAUAUACAAAAAAAAAAAAAAAUUAACAUAUCUACAAAAGGAAAAAUCUUGUUUUCAUAAAUAGGACGUAAAAGUUUGUGUAAGAUCAGAGAUUAGAUAAAAGAAAACCAUCAAACUUGACUUCCUAAAUUGAUUUAGUUCGUUAUUGAUGACUUAUACAAUUUAAAAACAAGUACUUCUCUAGAAGAAUAAUAACCCCUGUAUUGAAACAAAAUAACUCCCUAAUCAAUCCCGGGUAUAUUAUCUGGGCCCGGAGUAUAAACCCAACCAUGAACCUUCUCUUAUUUAUCAUAUUUCUUCACAGAAUACUGGGGGCGGAGAGAGUUUGGCAAUGGAGCAACAGUUUAGCCACGCCCUCACAUUGGUCACAGGGGCGUAUCCCAUGUACAGGACAAGAUGUGGAAUUACCGAGUGAGAUUAUGUUCAUGUCAGAGACUGCUGAGUAUGGAAAGAUUUCGAUUGAGGAAGGGGGUGAACUAAUUUUUCCCAGUACUGCUAGUUUAACCCUACUGAACAAACCUCCUCCCACAAUGCACGGAAAAGUAAAAGAAGAAUGUUCAAUGCGUCUUGAAUCUGCAGUUUAUAUAUCCCGUCCCCCUGGUUCCUGGAUGGAUCCCUCGAACUGGAACUCAAAAUAUCCAACUCCAAUCCCACAUACACAACAGGUUCCAUGCAAACAUGACACCGCUGUCUUCCCACCAAAUAUGACUUACAAGGUUUCCUUGCAUGAACAAGAUGUCAGAAUUGGGGGUCUUAUUAUCUCCAAUAUUCAGAUGUCAGGGGUAGACUGGCGUGCGACUAAAGAUUCCAGGGUUGGAAGGAAAAUGUUUAAUUUUACAAAAACAUUAACUGUUUCUGGAACCUACUGUAAUGAUCCUACAGGAUGUAUGUGUGGUAAUGAGGAUUUAGAAUACAAGAUAUGUGAAAAUGCGCGGGGGAAAUGUGAGAAUGCAAACUGUUCCUCUCCUCUGAAACCUGCAGGACACUGCUGUUGGAAUGUAUGUGGUGCUGUGGUGAAUAUUGAACGAAAGAAGAACAAAAUAUAUAUGAAUCAUCUACAGAAUAUGGCCAGGAUGCAUGUUGGAGAUCAUUCUCAACAUCAUGUGAGCAGGGUUAAUGAAAACCUUUACCAGAUUAUAUUGGUCCCUAAUCCAGAUUAUAACCUAACAAAAACUGUUCUUGCUGCUAGAAAAUUGGGAGAUUGCUGCUAG